AUGACGUCCACAACUUCGCCACAGCAGACGGCCCCCUCGCCAAGCUUGUCCGUCCUCCCUCAGUUAAACACGGAUGCAAACGCGAAGCGGCAAAGUCGCCAUCGAUCGUCCUCCAUGUCCAAGGAUCGUCUCUCCACGCACUCGAACAUCUCAAUUACGUCCCAAACCCGCUCGCGCCCAGGGUCGCACGUGUUUCCCAUCUUCCAUUCCAGCUUGUCGUACGCUCUGGUUCGCGAUUUCGCAUACCCGCCGAUUCACCCUCUCCACUACGGCCCCCUGCCCCUGCGGGCGUCGGCCGUGUCCACCCCCGUCAGCGAGCAACGGCGUCUGUCGGAUCCUCCGGCUCCGUGGGACAGCUCCCGUGGCCAGUGGUCCACGGGACCGUGGAGCACAGACCACAGUUAUGGACAUCAGCAAUUGCCCGCCAUGUCCUUCGGGGACGGUCCGCCAUACAGUGAGGAUGAGGAUCUGCACAGUCCGGUCUUUUCCACGCCCCGUCAUCGGAAGAACAAAUCCACCGGAACCGAUCUCAACGGAAGGAGGGGCCGGAGCCCCGCCGGGCGCGGACCGACCUCGAUGAGCUUCGCAGUGAGAGCGGACCGUGGAACGUUCGUCGGGAUGAACUCGGACGGCACUGAAACAUACUAUGUCAACGACGACGACCUGGCGGACGAUGGGCCCGGGGGCGAGUUCGUCACCUACCCGUCCAACGGACACAGCUAUGCCCUGUCGGGAGCCCCGGGCGGCUACCCGGGGUAUGAGCGGGAGGCCGGCUUCGAGUCCGGGGAGGACUUCACGGACCACCGGUAUUCGCGGGACUUUCAGUUCGCCGUUGGCUGCCCAGACGAGGAAAUGCACGGCAAGGCCGUCGCCCUGUUUGACUUUACGCGGGAGCACGAGAACGAGCUUCAACUGGUGGAAGGUCAGGUGAUCUUCGUGUCCUACCGGCACGGUCAGGGCUGGCUCGUGGCCGAGGACCCCCAGACGGGCGAAAGCGGCUUGGUGCCGGAGGAAUUCGUCCGGCUUCUCCGCGACAUCGAAGGCGGGUUGACGUCGUUGAACGGCGACCUGGAGAUGGAAGGCGCGGACAGCGCGUCCCUGAGCCCGGAAUCCGAUUCACAGCAGGAGAGCACGCCGACUGAUAACAGUCGCACCCAUCAGUUCCCCGUAGCGUCGGAUAAAGAGACCACCAACGGCAAUGGAAACACGAACGGGGGCGAGGCUUCUGCCGGACAUUCUGGCAAGAAUGCAGACGCUGGUAAUCAACCAGCCACGAAGGCAUGA
Messenger RNA from Aspergillus campestris IBT 28561, 1284 nucleotides. Its product is annotated as adaptor protein NBP2. Bases 1 to 1284 code for a protein of 427 amino acids. The record is from RefSeq and is a predicted model, not a curated record. Lineage: Eukaryota; Fungi; Ascomycota; Eurotiomycetes; Eurotiales; Aspergillaceae. Gene Ontology annotation, molecular function: protein binding. The transcript has a single exon.